AUGCUUCGUAUUAACUUCAUUUUUAUGUGUAACAUAUGGGUUUCAUAUAGUGUUGGUCUGUUUUAUCCAUUAGGAGUCCAAGAUGAAAUCGACAUCCCUAAUAUUGAACCAGGAACUAACCCAAAUUAUAACCUAAAUGACCCACAUAACCUGGUAAUCGAUAUACUUUCAACCAACAUACCAAAUGUGUACAAGCAAACACUAAAGUCAGAAUGUACAAACACAUUUAGGUAUUCUUCAGAAGAUGAAUAUUCAAUAAGAAGAGUAGUGUUUGGAACUAAACUAGUUUGGAAUUCUACGACAAAUUUCGAAGUAGCGAAAACCGUGGAAGUCGUCCGCAAAAAUGGAGUGCUCCAGCUCGUUUCAGUGAAAAACGAUCAGCUGGAGUCAUUUUUUAGAAGAGAAAAAUGCAGUUUUGUGCAUGUCCCGACACGCCAAGAAUAUUUGAAGUUAAAAACCUCCCUGGAUAAUGAUAGUACAUUCGUCGACACGUGGGUGGAACUGGACCUGAGUACGUCCGACCCAAUGAGUAUAUUUUUCUCAAAAGAUAUUUAUCAUGAGGAGAGAGUUGCAAUAUUUAAACUUAGCACUUUGAAGCCCUUUAAACUAUUCAGAGUAUUCGAUAGCGAAACCUUACUUAAGCCUAAAGAUGGUGAUCAGAAUACCGAGACUCUGUGGGAGUUUGACGACACUUUGAUGUGUGAAUCCGUUUUCGUUCACAAUUUUCAAAGUGGAACACUUCUUAAGUUGUUUCUUUCUGAUGGAAAGAUUAAUGUUACUGAAGAUUAUAAAUUUUUUAAAAAAUGGGACGGUAAUUGGUACUCUAUUGAAAAGAGUGAGUUUGUUUCAGAGUAUAACAGGCUAAAGUCGAUCACUACUAGAAGAGAUAUCACUCUUGACUUUGGAGUGAAUAUAAAAGAUGAAAGAUUUUACAGAAAACAGGAAAAGCUUGGGAAAAAUUUACUAUCCUUUGCUUUGUUUCCCAAAACAGGAUAUAACCCUAAAAGAUUAUUUUACGACGGAACUGAGGUAGCCUCACUUAGUGGAGAUCAGAUCUUCUCUUCUGUUGUAAUUUAUCUUGAAAACACAGAUCCUGUGAUGGUUAAUGCGACUGUUUCUGACACCCACCGAGAGGUCAAGUUGGUUUACUUUUUAAAGGAUGGAGAAACACUUGUUUCCGUCGACAAGGAAAAGUAUGACUCUGAACUAGCUAAACUAAAACUUAAAGGGUCUGAAUCUAGUAGUUUAAAAUGGGAGUGCUCAGAUAUUAAUUUAGAUGAAGAUUUAAUGGAUGAUACAUCUAAUGAAGUUGACGACUCGAAAUUGGAGUCAUUAGUCAGGAUAAAGUUUAACGUUUUAUACGACAUUGACGACAAAUACUUUACUAGAUCAAAGAGUCUAGAGGAUGGAUUUGAACUCCACGUAGUGGUUCCAAAGGAUCAAUUUAUAAUUAACUUGGUAGACUCUCACAAUGGAGUGGUUUGGAAGAGCGUUCAACACAACUUUAUGGUCAAGUCAAUAGUCGUUUAUUUCAAAUCUCGGAAGCCUCAUGGGCUUAAAUUACUCAUUUCAGGAGGAAAUCUUUCUGUAAAUAAGUACUUUGUGCUGUCAAAUGAAAGUUGGCAGUCUACACCGGUAAAUGCAUUUUAUAAACUUCUAAAUAGAAGUAUUGAAUAA
Messenger RNA from Theileria annulata, 1677 nucleotides. RefSeq lists its product as uncharacterized. The record is from RefSeq and is a predicted model, not a curated record. The coding region runs from base 1 to 1677 and encodes 558 amino acids. The transcript has a single exon. Lineage: Eukaryota; Apicomplexa; Aconoidasida; Piroplasmida; Theileriidae.